Molecule: messenger RNA, 3938 nt
Organism: Osmerus eperlanus (European smelt)
Lineage: Eukaryota; Metazoa; Chordata; Actinopteri; Osmeriformes; Osmeridae
Gene: abtb2b
Product: ankyrin repeat and BTB (POZ) domain containing 2b
Exons: 18
Coding region: 397-3489 (1030 amino acids)
Molecular function (GO): protein heterodimerization activity
Source: RefSeq, a predicted model, not a curated record
UACUGAGCUGACGCGCAGUGGUUAAGGGGAAAUCUCACGCUGUUGCUUAAACUUUUGUUAAGACUUUAUCAGACUAUUUUCCUCUCUCUGAAUCGAUGUCCCAUCCUUGGUUUUCUCAAAUGGACUUCCUCUAAAGGAAAAGGCGAACUACUUUACCUUAAUUUCGGAUUCCAGAGCUUGAGAGGUGCAGAAAAAGUUGACAUCUUUGAUUUCGCCUCGUCUACCGCAGGGAGAGGUGGUGUCAUUCUGUGCUUGCCUGACGCACAUCUCAACAUGUCUCAUCUCAAGAGCUCUGCCUAACCAGUUGAACCAGCUUGACGGCCAGUUUCGUGAGUCGGUAACGCAGACUCAGAUAAACCAUUUACUGCAACAUCGUAGCCAAAAGAGUUGUAAAUCAUGGCCGGGAUGAGCAAUUCCCACAUGAAGACCUUGGAGGACCUUACUCUGGACUCGGGCUAUGGAGCCGGAGACUCCUGUAAGUCACUUAGCCUCUCCUCCUCCAAGUCCAACUCGCAGCCGUUCAUCACGGCCCCUCAUCGGGGCAACUGGUGGUACUACUCCGGCUCCAUGAAUAGCAGGAAUAACAGCUGGGACACGGUCAACACUGUCCUCCCAGAAGAUCCCGAGGACAUCUUCUCCAAAUGCCCCCGCUUACCCGACCUCGAGGAGUUCCCCUGGACAGAAGAUGAGGUUGGCAAGAUCCUGCGUAAAGUUGCCGGGAAUGGUGUCGCCAAAGGGUCCCCAGCGCCGACAUUUUCACCCGAGGCCGUCCGGAAACUUUCCAUCCUCCUUCGCAGAUCCCUGAUCCGCAUUUCGAGAGAGGCUCAGCGGCUGAGUGUCAUGCAUUGCCGUUGCACUCGCUUCGAGGUGCAGAGCGCCAUGAGGCUGGUGCUGAGCUGGGCUCUGGCCGACCACUGCAUAACGGCGACCGUCAAGGCCAUCUCCAUGUAUAGCAUGAGCGCCGGGGAGCUGCUCCGCAAAGGCAAGUCUGCCCGCUGCGGCCUGUCCUUCUCCGUGGGACGGUUUUUCCGCUGGAUGGUGGACACCCGAAUCUCGGUGCGCAUUCACGAGUACGCGGCUAUCUGUCUGACCGCUUGCAUGGAGGCGUUGGUGGAGGAGAUCGGAGCGCGAGUGCUCAUGGCCGAGCGGGGGCAGUGCGGGCCGGACUUGGGGUCUGCCCUAGUGUCGGCAGAAGCAUUGGAGGGGGUGGUGAACAAUGAUGCCGAGCUGUGGGGAGUUCUGCAGCAUUAUGAGCACCUGAUCUGCGGGAAGAACGCCAACGGUGUACUGUCUCUCCCGGCCCACUUCAGCCCAUACACAGAGAGCCAGGCCGGGGUGGAGAGCAGGGAGGAUGCCUAUGCCCAGCUGGAGCUACGUACCCUGGAACAGUCCCUCCUGGCUACCUGCGUUGGCAGCAUUUCCGAGCUCAGUGACCUGGUGUCUCGUGCCAUGCACCACAUGCAGCGUCUCAGCUCCGUGCGCCUGGGGCUGAGCCCCGCCCGCCACCCCCGCCCCCAGCAGACCGUGUCGUGGUCACCUGACGCCCUCCACACCCUCUACUACUUCCUGCGCUGCCCCCAGAUGGAGUCCAUGGAGAACCCCAACCUGGACCCCCCACGCAUGGCCCUCAGCAAGGAGAGACCCUUCCUGUUGUUGCCGCCCCUCAUGGAGUGGAUGAGAGUGGCCAUCGUCCACGCCGAGCAUCGCAGGAGCCUAUUGGUGGACAGUGAUGAUGUCAGACAGACCGCCAGGCAGCUCCUCCCGGGGCUGGACUGUGAACCUCGCCAGCUGAAGCCGGAGUGCUGCUUCAGUUCAUUCAGGCGACUGGACUCCAGAGCUGCGACGGACAAGUUCCACCUGGACCUGGGCUUCCGCAUGCUCAACUGCGGACGCACCGAUCUGAUUGGACAAGCCAUCGAGCUGCUCGGGCCGGACGGGGUCAACAGCAUGGACGAUCAGGGCACGACCCCUCUGAUGUACGCCUGCUCAGCAGGAGACGAGGCCCUGGUCCAGAUGCUGAUCGAUGCCGGGGCCAACCUGGAUGUGGCGAUCCCAGCCUGCUCCCCCAAGCACCCCUCCGUGCAGCCAGACAGCCGCCACUGGGUGGCGCUUACCUUGGCUGUGCUGCACGGGCACAUCUCUGUGGUCCAGCUGCUGCUGGAUGCGGGAGCUAACGUGGAGGGGGCAGCCGUCCGCAACGGGCAGGAGAGCACAGCAGACACCCCUCUACAGCUGGCAUCAGCGGCAGGUAACUAUGAGAUGGUGAGCCUGCUCUUGGCUCGGGGGGCGGACCCUCUGUCCAGGACGCACGGCGGGAACGCCCUGACAUCAUCCCUCUACGAAGACAUGAACUGCUUCAGCCAUGCCGCCGCACACGGCCACAGGAACGUGUUGAGGAAGCUGCUGACCCAGCCCCAGCAGGUGAAGGAGGACGUGCUCUCCCUGGAGGAGAUGCUGGCCGAGGGGGUGGAGGGGGAGGAGCUGGCGGGGCCGGGGGCGGGGCUGGGCGAGGGGGCCCUCCCCCGCCUGUGCAAGGCCAGGAUGAAGGCCCUGCAGGAGGCCAGCUACUACAGCGCCGAGCACGGGUACCUGGACGUCACGAUGGAGCUGCGCACUCUGGGGGUGCCCUGGAAGCUGCACAUGUGGUUGGAGUCUCUGAGGAUCGCCCAGCAGCAGUCUGGGGCCUCUGUCAUCCUCUCCCUCCUCAAGGAGUUCACCACCAUCAGGGAGGAGGACUACUGCCAGGAGCUGGUCUCACUGGGCCUGCCCCUCAUGUUCACCAUCCUGCGCACCACCAAGAAUGAAGCUAUAACCCAGCAACUGGCAGCCAUUUUCAGCCACUGUUUUGGCCCAGCUCCUCUACCAGCCAUCCCAGAGAUGAAGGCCACCCUCUCUGCACAGCUGGACCCCCACUUCCUAAACAACCAGGAGAUGUCGGAUGUGACCUUCCUGGUGGAGGGGAAGCCCUUCUACGCCCACAGAGUCCUGCUGAUCACUGCCUCCGACAGGUUCAAGUCUCUGCUGGCUUCGUCUGGGCCUGACGGGAGUAAGGAAGUUGAAAUCACUGACGUCAAGUACAGCGUCUUUCAGAUGAUGAUGUCAUAUCUGUACUGCGGAGGAACAGAGGCGCUGAAGACCAACGUGUCUGACCUGCUGGAGCUGUUGUCAGCUGCCAACUUGUUCCAGCUGGGGGCGCUGCAGAGGCACUGUGAGCUCAUCUGCUCCCGGAGCAUCAACCUGGACAACGCAGUCAGCAUCUACAGGACAGCCAAGGCCCAUGAUGCUGUGGAGCUGAGCUCGUUCUGCGAGGCCUACUUCCUGCAGCACAUGUCGGGUCUCCUGGAGAGGGAGGCCUUCCAGGGCCUGCUGCUGGGGCCCCCAGGGGCCCGCUGGGGGGCUGGGGCCAUCCGGGGAGACUCCCCUCUGGAGGAGUUGGAGAGCACUCUGGCCCAACGCCUGCGCUCGCUCUACGUCACCUCCCGCGUGUGACGAGGAUAAAGGACAGGGAUUGGUGGAGGAGGUCGAGGUUGCCUAUACCCACUCAUAGUGUUUAAUCCCCCCAUCCCCAUUGGUCAGACUGAUCCUGGAUCUGAGGUUAGAGGCAGCCUCUACCUGGGGCGGAGCUGGGAGCAGGACAUACAAGACCAGGCCGGACACAGUAGACUCCCCCGCCUCCCCCUCUCCCCCCCGGGACAUUAAUCACACCCCUCUCCACCCAAUCUCAACCAUGUCUAUCUGCGGCAGAGGGGGACUGAAUUCCCCUCUUGGAAGCAAGCAUCACAAAUAGAAACAGAAGGAACGAGACAGAUGGAGCCGUUUUAGAAUUCUGAAAAACUGUAGAACUCUGCUGCCCCCCGGAGGACAAAGGUUGUUACUGCAUCACAGAACUCUGAGGGGAGGUACAGAGACCGGGCGAAGCCGGGGAGGAGAGGGGUGGG